Molecule: messenger RNA, 2741 nt
Organism: Papaver somniferum (opium poppy)
Lineage: Eukaryota; Viridiplantae; Streptophyta; Magnoliopsida; Ranunculales; Papaveraceae
Exons: 4
Coding region: 262-2280 (672 amino acids)
Biological process (GO): regulation of photomorphogenesis
Source: RefSeq, a predicted model, not a curated record
UCUAAUCCACUGGCUGAUGACGAGCCUCUCUCUCUCUCCUCUUCCUCUUUCUCAAGCUGCUGUUAUUAUAACCCUCAACUCUUUCCAAGACAUUUAAAAAAAAAUCGUAACCACACUUCAGUUUCUCUCUGAAUUGCCUGCAUUUUUAGAGAGAAACUUUCUAUUCCUUCUUAUCUGUAGCCUUCGAGUCCAAGGAGGUUUAAGCUAAACUGGAGUGUUGGAGUUCCAGUGUGCGUAUGCCUGAUAUACCAGCUUACCAAGAUGGCUGUGCAAAGCGUCAAUUAUCAAUAUUUGUGGAUGGCCCAUUGGAUGGGAAAGAGCUGUAAUUCAGUAUUGCAGAUAUAUAAUGAAGAUGGAGCUGGUACCGGCGUUGGACAAGCAAGUGUCACGUCGAUGAACACGGGAUGUGAAAGUAAUUCGAGAUCUGAAUGGUAUCUCUUUCCAUUAUCCAGCUACAACCAAAAUAUAGAUAGUUUCUCGACUGUAAGAGAAGAAUAUGUAACCAACUCUCACACUAGUCGUGACACUAGUAGUCAUGGUACUGUCACUUUAGGUACAAACACAACUGAUUUUCCUUCCAGUCUGUGUGAAUUAGCUUCUAAGACAUUAGAGUUUUUAUCAGAAGAUGAUGUUUCUUUGCUGGAAAGUAUAAAAGAUGGUCCUGUGCAGCGUCAAAAAUCCGUUGGAUCCACUGAAAGGGAAAGCUUGCCUUCUUCAAUGCCUUGUCUGCACAUUCUUCCAGGGACGACUUCUAGUGUUGUGCCAUAUAAACACAAAGCUCGUGGAACCCCAGCAGUAUCCUUCAUGUUCCAAAACAAAGUAACCGAGGAGCCAUUCUGCCGGGUAGCAUCCAAAGAUAUACCCACACAUACCAAUUUAACUCCAUUUGAGAACGAAACUUGCAACUCCUGCAGCUCUCUUACAUCUUGGAUGUGUGAUGGGGUAAAGUAUAACCAUCUAAAAGUUAAGAAUCCGAGGAGUUCAUGCUCCAGACAGAAGGUUGGAGCGCUCCAAACAGAUGAUCCUGCAGCAAGCAAGUUGAACUCUCUGUGUUGUGUUGAUGAACAAGGCAGGGAAGUGAAUAGUUCUUCUGGUGCUGGAUUUUCACCUAGCUGCAACAAUCCUGAACGAGCAACAGAGCUGGAAGAAGACAUCAAUCCUGGGAGUUACUUGUUACAGAAAAUGCCGGUUUGUUGUGUUCAUGAUGAGGAAACAUUGAAAAUAUGUUCCAUUAGGAAUUUUGCGGAAAAUGUACCUGAAUUUCCUCGGAGGAUUUCUCAGAUGACCCCCCAUUUGUGUCUCACCAAUAGUUUUGGUGUUAGCUUCUCUAAGGGAGACCAGAUUAUCAGAGAAUCAAAAUUAUCCACGGAGGGAAAUGCGACAAAGGCUUUGUAUGAAUUGUUUAGCUUGUCUUCUCCUGGUCGUGGUAAGCAAGGACCAAAGCUUCAAUAUAUUGGGCAUACCUCCAGUAGUGAAGGAAAGAAAGACACAGUUGAUGAUUGUGCCACGAGAAAUUCUUCUCAUGGCAUAGCUUCAUUUCCACCAAUUAAGGAUCUUUCUGUGCACAAAAAUUUAAUAACGGCUUGCGCAACUUUCGGUUCGUCUAGAGAAGUUGGAAGCAGAAAGACAGAAAUAGUAAUACCCAACAUUUGUGAAGACACUCCAGCCAUAAUGACCACAAGGGGUUUAACAGGCAAGAGGAGCACCUGGGGAACUGACAGUUUAGAAGUUGAAAAUCAUUCUUCUCAUGUUCAGCCGCCUAUGGAUGUAAACCCCGGCGGGGAGCUAUGUGUACCUGAAGCCCAACCAAACAGUAGAUUGGUUAAGCGUCUUAAGUUAAACACACGUGAUUCCCUUGCUCAAGGAACUAGAACUUUUAGGACUGAACCUGCAUCAUCUGGAAGAAAAGUAGAUAACUUCUUCACCAAAAUUAUGAGAUACAACAUAACUAGUAAAGAUCUCGUUAAGGACCAACAUAACUAUAGGAGUCUGGUGUUAUUUAAAAAUUUGGAUUUCUCUUCCAUGGAUUCAGUGAAGGAACACGAAGAACUAACCUUAUCACACCCUUGGAUUCAACGAUGGCGUCACAGUCAACCAGAAACUCCACCAAUGAAGCCAGCAGCUCGAGUGAUCUGUGAGCCACAAAUUCCAAAGCCAAAGUUGAAGAAGCAGCUUCCAAGCUUUGCAGCUAUGGCAUUGAUGGGAAAGGCUUCAAAUCGCUUCCGGCCAUGUGAGUUCAGGAAAAGAGGGUCUGUCACAGUUUGGAAUACGGGUUUCUAAAAACAAAUUUUCUUGAUGAAUUGCUAAGUGAUGCAUACUUACAGUUGAGUUCCUGAACAAUCUGCGCACACAGAAUGAAUGAACGAACCGAGACUACAAUGCCAUAUUACUGGUUGGAUUGGUCAUGUAACAAGGAGAAUAAGGGAUAUGCUGUUGAAGUUCAGAGCCACAUGGAUGGCUAUGCUUAUGAAGUCUGGUCUAUUGCUCUGCCUUUGAAUGAAGUCCUCCUGCAAAAAAAAAAAAUCCCAUGCUGUUUCUCCUGUUUCCUAUUUUUUUUCUUUCCAUUUUUAUUUUACGACAGAUUAGUUGGUCUGCAGAACGAGAGAAGAGACUGAAUAUUAUGCUUCAGGUAUCAGUACUCCACAGUCAUGCAUAAAUCUGCGGGGUGCUUAGAGCAGUCUUAAACUGUUAAGCAUUGGCUUCUUCUUUGACUGACCCAACUAUGUGAUUGACCAAUGCUA